Priapulus caudatus is the source of this 4114-nucleotide messenger RNA. RefSeq names its product protein regulator of cytokinesis 1-like. NCBI's taxonomy places the organism in Eukaryota, Metazoa, Priapulida, Priapulimorpha, Priapulimorphida, Priapulidae. The transcript has 16 exons. Bases 117 to 2030 code for a protein of 637 amino acids. The record is from RefSeq and is a predicted model, not a curated record. Gene Ontology annotation, molecular function: microtubule binding. Gene Ontology annotation, cellular component: spindle; cytoplasm; mitotic spindle midzone. Gene Ontology annotation, biological process: mitotic spindle midzone assembly; microtubule cytoskeleton organization.
UCGGUUCGCUAACGUGUGCUCUGGUUUUGUCGACGAAUGUUUCGGGAAUACAAGCAUUAUUUCAACCGUAUUAUGAAGUUUUUUGCGGACAAAACGAACAGUAUAGGCUACCUAAAAUGGAGUUGGCUGUUAACAUUACUGAUUCAGUAAAGGAGGAGAUUGCGACACGGCUAGAAGAAACCCUGAACAGGCUUCAAACAAUAUGGACCGAUAUAGGAAUCCUAGAAGACCAGAAAAAAGAGCGAGUAAUGGUGGUCAUUCACCAUGUCAUGAAUCUACUUGAUGAGAUGGUUGCUGAAGAGGAAAGACUGCGUAACAGAUUGCUCGCCAGCGUGGAGCAGUGUGGGAAGGAGCUUCAUAAACUAUGUAAUGAAUUGCAUGAAGCUGAGUAUGAGCCAGAUUCUGGGCUAUCUCUGCUAAUGUUGGAGAAUGAGCUGAGAGUCCACACGGAUGCACUCAAUAAAAUCAAGCAUGAGCGGCUGAGGCAUGCAAAGGCUUUGCGUGAAGAAGACCAGAAGCUGUGCGCGGCACUGUGUGAGACUCCUGUCUACAUCUCGGUGACGACUGUACCUGCUAAGGAGCAGCUUGAAGCUGUGCAGGAUCACAUAAACAAGCUGACCAUCGAAAAGAACAUGCGUUUCCAAACCUACGUGGCCAACAAAGUGGCCAUCGGGGAACUCAUGCAGGAACUUGAGCAACUGCCGAAUACAUCCUUUGAGAUAGACAUCCUACGUGACGAUGAUGUGUUUGUGCUGUCGAAAGAGAAUAUGCAGGCCCUCUCUCUACUGCAAGAUGAGCUGGAGGAGAAAGUGAGGUUGAACACGGAGGUUGCCACUAAUCUAAGAGAGACUGUCACAUCGCUUUGGGAUAGGCUUCAAAUUCCACAGGAAGAGCGAGAAGGCUUCUUCAAGCAAAACACUGGAUCCAGGCCAAAGGCAAUUGAAGCUUUGAAAGAAGAGAUCGCACGUUGUGAACUCCUGAAAAGGCAGAACAUCGAGAAAUUUGUGAAGCAGAUCCGAAAUGAAUUGCACAUGUGGUGGGAGAAGUGUUACUACAGCGUGAGCCAGCGUGCAGACUUCAGUUCAUUCACCAAUGAUGAGUAUACAGAAGAGCUUCUCGAAGCACAUGAGGCAGAACUGGAGAAGGUGAAGGCGCACUAUGCCAAACACGAACUGCUCUACAUUGAUGUGCACAAGCGUAAAGAACUAUGGGACAAGUUUGUUGAAUUUGAGAAGAGAGCAAGUGAUCCAAAUAGAUUCACCAAUAGAGGAGGAGGUCUACUGCAGGAGGAGAAAGAAAGAAAGCGACUAACUAGGGAGAUUCCUCGGCUAGAAAAAGAGAUAGACAGGCUUGUCCAGAAGUGGGAGGCAGAAAAUGGUUGUAUCUUCCUCGUGGAUGGAGUGCCCUUCAUAGACUAUGUGCAUGGCCAAUGGGAGGACCACAGAUCGGCACAGGAGAAUGAAAAGCAAGAAAGGCAUAAAAAGAGGACCAGGCAGAUGGAGGAAGAGAUGGUCUAUGGAAGCAAGCCUGUCUCCACUCCUCGUAAACGAUUCCUUGGCACGCCAACAAAAACGCCUAACAACAAACUGAGAAAGCUGAAUAACAGCCAAGCUGUCUCUACACAGAGUCGGCUGGGAGUCACUGGACUGUCGGUCUUUCACUCGCCUACUGCUCGUCCGCCGCGAUCCGCAGCCAAAUCUUCAAUCAAGACUGUAAUGUCUAGAAGACGGAGGAGUAGACAGAGUAUUGGCAAAUCUCAUUCCAGGGAGUACAACUUGCGCUCCAGUAGACGGGCACUCGCAGACAAAAAUGACACACAGAUGACGAACCAAUUUAGUGCCACCACUGUCAACGACCCAAAGUGUGACCUCACAGUCCUGUCAAUAGGCAGCGCUGGCUACUUUGACUUUGCAAAAGAGCUCAAUAGAGACUCAAAGACAAAUAUGAAGAGCAGCUUUAUUCAGCCAGUUAGCCCUGGGCGAAGCAAGAAAGGCAAUGAACUCAGAGUGGCUGGAAUAUGGAAGGUCUAACACCACGAGAGUACUUGCACAUAUGUUCUAUCAUAAUAUUAUAACAAGCGUGUGCUAUGACAUUGUGUUCAGUCACUGCUCCUGCAGAUAAUCACCCUGCAUUUCACGCAUUUGGCAUGUGCCUUUUGCUAACCAGCAAUGAUGUAUUUAGCAUACGUUUUUGGAAUGCAGCUUGCAGGCUGGGUGCACGUGAACACGUGAAGGCUUCCCCAGCUGUUAGUGGAUUCACGCAAAAUUCGUACAUGUCUAGUUCUAGACCAUCAAAUGCUGGUAAUACAGGGUUAUUGUCUGUAAGUCUUGAUCUUGUGUCCACAUAUUUGAUAUUUUAAUUUGCCGCACUACUUGUACAUAUAGCUGCAGUGCGCAUGCAGUUCACCGUAUAUGCAAAUUAUGACCUAUACGUUUUCUUAAAGGUUGUAUUGUGCCUCACUAUCAGUGAAGCACGUUCCGGGUACAAUAUUGAGUUAUUGGUUUUAUAAAAUAUUUUUAAUGCAUACAAGGUAGCAAUAAUGUACCGGUUUGACACUCGCACUUCUGUGUUAUGAUGUUACAUUCAUAACAAUAGAAAUCUCCAUAGCCGCAAGGGCAUGCCAGUCCUCGAUACCAUAUUUUAAGGGAAGAGGAAUUGUAUGAAUAGGUAUGUUUUUGUAACUAGUACACUUGCAAUAUUUGUAAUGCUAACGUAAAAGAAAAGACCAUGAUAUAAGCUGACUGAAAAAUAACUGUAUGGAAUAUAUUUUAUAGCUCGUGCAGUAGGGUUGGGUAUGCCCUGUAUGCACUUGAUAUAUGGUAAACCAGUCUGCAUACGUGCAUGUUAGAGACUCCCAGCUAAUGAGGCAAUAACUAGUUUUAUUAAUAUGUCGUAUGAAGCAGUAAACAUUCUUUGUUCUACUCCAUGUUCUUCGUUUAUAAGUGCAUGUUUCUCACGCAUCUUCGCUGUACAUCAUAUUGUCAGAUUACUGAACAUUUGCUAGUAUGGUGCUUGGCACAAAUCAGCUCGUCCUGAGUCCAAUGGUACAAUAUUAUGAAUUAUUUAGAACUAUGUGUUUUGGAUGUCAUGCUAGUCGGUAAUUUUUUUUGCAGCUGCUUUAUCACCACCUCAAAACAGUUUGACUGUACGCAUUAUGGUAACGAUGUUGUUCGUUUUGACCUCAUGCACGUUAAGAUGGCAAGCAAAAUAUGCGUGUUAAAUAGAGAAAGCAAAGCUUUCGAUCCUACACAAUGUUUAAUAUCAUCUACAGCGCAUAUGAACUGUUUAUAAUUACGUAUGUGGUAAAGAAUUUCUUUGCUAUUGAUCUCAUGGUUCAUUUGCUCAUUCAUUAUUGCUGUUCCCAAGCUUGUCACUGAUCUGUCUUAAAUCCGUCGUAAUAGCGGUGGCUGGGUUUAAUGCAUGGCAUGAAGCUUGCGUGAGAACGAUGGAUGGAGUUGUCGUAGGUGAGACACCAAUAUUGAAAAGAAAUGGUUAAAUUGUUCAUUUCAUGCUUGGUCGCUCUUACAAAACAAGUCGUGACCACGUAGGUGUGGUGAUAAAGUAGCUUUUAUUUUAUCUUUUGUGCACCAGUUAUGUAAUUCUGUAACAUAUAUAUACCUAGUAGAUAUUUUGUUAAUUUGUGCUGUAAAACGUGAACAGGUUUUCUCUUCUUACAUAUGCCUCCAUAGAAAACACAAUUUCUCCUUAAUUGAAUAGCAUUUUCCUCUUUACGUGAUUACGUCUGUCUUGUGUAUGUCGUGUUGUUUUGUUGUUGUAUUUCCAACGUGACUGUUAAUCUAGCUGUUCUUAUAAAAUCUGGUAUAAUAAUUAUCAAUUUAUUUAAGCGUAUUAAUUAUUGUACAUUCUGCAGUGAAGCGUUAUCGCUAAAGCAUAUCUAAUGCCUAUUGAGCUUGGUCAAAUAUUGAACAGAAUUACGUAGCUCAAUUUGUCGACUGCUUGCUUGUUUUACGAUGAGUGUUUUUAAUAUUAUUCAUGGCCACACUGUUAGCUUGUGUGUUUCAGUAACAUUCCUUCGAUUGCAAGUAGUAUGUACCGUUGCAGAAAUUUUGUAAAUAAACGAAAUAUCCGAUCUAAAGCAUUAGAAUUCUGCUAA